AUUCAGCCAAAGAGAGCACUAGCACUUAGUGACGGCACUGCACAUCCCAUCCCAACUAUUCAACCUGCCUUGGCGGCCCGCGCUAAUCACCCAAACUACACCUCCUCUGUCCCUCCAGGCCCAGCGUUCUUCUCUCCUUGCAUUCCCAACAUCCCGUCGCCUGCCCAUCGAUCCCCAUCGUCCGUUCAUGAGUGCCGCUUCUGCGACCCCGUACCUUACCCUCAAUUGCCACGCGCCGCCAUCACCACGCUGGCGGAUGCCUCGACCCGCCCUCCGUCCCGCUAUCGCUAGCCAUCGCGGCUACUUGGAGCCCAGAACCGUGACCCUACAUAUGUCGUAACCUGCCUAGCAACAGAGCCUCGUUAUUUCGUGUAUCUGGCAGCUUUUGCAUCUCGAGGUGGUGGGUGGGAGGUAUUGUAGUCCGUCCGAACUCGAGUCCUACAGUCCGCCAUGGAGUCCACUACAGGCGGAGGCUCAGGGUCGAGCAAUUCCAGCGACUUUGUUCGCAAGCUCUAUAAAAUGCUAGAGAACCCGACAGACGAGAACGUAGUACGGUGGGGCAACGAAGGGGAUAGUUUUGUCGUACUCGAGAAUGAGAAGUUCACGAAACACAUCCUCCCGAAGCAUUUCAAGCACAGCAACUUUGCGAGUUUUGUCCGACAGCUGAACAAGUACGAUUUCCACAAGGUGCGGCACAACAAUGAAGAGAAUGGUCAGUCGCCAUAUGGCGCUGGGGCUUGGGAGUUCAAACAUCCAGAUUUCAAGAUGAACAACAAAGAUGCCCUCGACAACAUUCGGCGGAAAGCGCCCGCUCCGCGCAAGGCCAACCAGCCGGCAGAAGACUUGAUGAUCCCCACACAACAGAUGGAUCUGGUGAAUACUCAAUUAGUCGCCACGCAGCAUCAGCUGCAGUCCCUCCAGGAAAAGUACAACGAGCUCAGCAUACACCAUUCCAUGCUGCUUCAGGAGGUGAUUGGGUUGCAGAAGACAGUCGUCAAUCAUGAGCACGUGAUGCAAAACGUGAUGAGCUUUUUACAUUCGAUAGAUGCCCAAAGGCGCCGCGAUAGCAGGGUAGUGAAUCCAUUUGGGCAGACAGGUGGCCAGGCCCAGAAUGGGAACGCCGACACACAGAAUCCGCAAGCCGCUCCUAUUGAAGAGGACGUUCCUGCCUCGCCCCUACAACACGCCUCGAAGCUCCUCAGCGAAACAAACGCCGAUGUAAUGCUAAACCCUAGGAACCUAGAGCACAUGAACGAGAUCACCAUGCGAAUGAAUGGCACGUUGACCACUCCUCCACCCGAAUUUAUGCGAGGAACUAGGCCAGCGAGUCGUGGCGGUGCACCCGCAUCUGCAAGCUCCUCGACGUCUGUGCGAAUUGGUGAUCUGGACAACCUAGUCUAUCCCGUUGGGCAAACGAAUGGGAUCGACCCGAUGUACAGUGAACACAUCAACAACAUUCCAUAUCCAAUGCCAACCAAACCGGCUGAUCUAGCCGACAACCGAUUCCAGGAGGUAAGGAAGAAGAGUACGCAGAUAGACCCUGGGUGGGUACGGCCACCCCAAAUCCUGCUUGUUGAAGACGAUCCGACAUGUCGGCGAAUUGGUAGUAAGUUCUUGUAUGCCUUCCAAUGCUCCAUCGAUAGCGCUCUCGAUGGCCUCGAGGCUGUCAACAAGAUGAACGCGGGCUCGAAAUACGAUUUAGUGCUCAUGGAUAUUAUCAUGCCGAACCUUGAUGGCGUCUCUGCCUGCCAUUUAAUCCGCCAAUUUGACCACACUCCUAUCAUUGCAAUGACAUCCAACAUUCGAAGUGAUGACAUUUCCAUGUAUUUCCAACAUGGUAUGAACGAUGUACUACCCAAACCUUUCACGAAAGAAGGUCUUCUGCAAAUGUUAGAAAAGCAUCUUGCACACCUGAAAAAGCCGGGUCCGCAGAUAGACGGAAUGGUGGCCCCUCAGCCGUUAGCGACAACGAGACAAGUUUUGAAAGAGGAGGAAUCUCCUGCGAAGUCACCAGUAACAGCUAGCAACUGGAACUCACCCAAUCAGAUACCCGGUGUCUCACCAGUGGGCAGCAAUGUCACAGACGAGUAUAUGCAAGCGGUCCAACAAGGCCACGCUGGACCCUACGCCGUCAACACGAUGCCAGGCAACAUUGCCUACAAUACAUCUCCACAGGUAACAAUGCAGGCUAGACAACAAGCCGGACAUCGAAGGCAAAUCUCCGACAUUGCUGGAGGGCCUGACGACAUGAAUAAUCCUGCAAAACGUCAACAAUCCAAGUCGGGCGAGGAGCAGCGGGACGAGCCGCUUCAAGCAGUGAUUCUCGCAGAUCCCUUUGAGACCCGGUUCAACCCCUUCACCCUCGAACGACCCCGGUGUCUUCUGCCCCUCGCAAAUACCCCGCUCAUCGAAUACACAUUCGAAUUUCUAGCCAACGCCGGUGUUGAGGAGAUCUUCGUGUUCUGUGGAGCGCACAAGGAGCAGGUCGAAAAUCAUAUCAACCAUUCGAAAUGGUCCUCACUUUCCUCUCCCUUCUCGAAGCUAGAGCUCAUCCAAUCUUCGUCAAACUCGAUUGGAGAUGCUAUGCGCGACCUGGACACACGGGGUAUUCUGAUCAGUGACUUCCUGCUAGUAUACGGAGAUGUGGUCAGCAAUCUACCCCUUGAGUCCGCGCUGGCGGCUCACCGAGCCCGGCGCGCAGCGGACAAGAACGCCAUCAUGACAAUGGUGUUGCGGGAAGCUGGAACAACACACAGGACCAAGGCGCAACGCACGAAUCCUAUCUUCGUCGUAAACCCGUCUAAAGACAGAUGCCUUCAUUUUGAGCAGAUGCCGAACAGGGAACAGAGGCAUUUUCUCUCCAUUGACCCGGACCUUCUUUCGAACCACCAAGAAAUCGAAAUACGACAAGACUUGAUCGACUGCGGGAUCGAUAUAUGCACACCGGAUGUCCUAGCCUUGUGGAGUGACAACUUCGAUUUCCAAGCCCCACGAAAAGGAUUUCUCCACAGCGUGCUGAAAGACUACGAACUUAAUGGGAAGACCAUACACACGCACAUAGUUACGGAUCAUUACGCAGCGCGAGUCCGCAAUCUCCAUGCCUAUGCCUCAGUCAGUAAAGACAUUGUGUCACGCUGGGCGUAUCCGCUAUGCCCGGAUAGCAACCUACUCCAAGGCCAAUCUUAUCGACUACAGAAAGGUAAUAUCUACAAAGAGGAAGGCGUCAUACUUGCGCGAGACUGUAUUAUCCACCCCAAAACGGUCAUCGGCCGUGGCACUAGUGUUGGAGAUGGCAGCAUCAUUUCAAACAGCAUCAUUGGGCGGCACUGUAAUAUCGGGCGAAACGUCACCAUCGAUGGGGCAUAUAUCUGGGAUCAUGCUAGCAUUGGAGACGGAUGUAAAGUCAAACAGGCAAUCAUAGCGAAUGAGGCGGCGGUAGGGAAGAAAUGCACGAUUGAGCCUGGUGCUCUGAUAUCGUAUGGAGUCAGGAUCAGCGAGGGCAUAACUAUCGGUGGAGAACACAGGAUCACAAAGGCAAAGAGGAAGCGGGAAAACGGAGAAGAGCUUGACAAAGGGCAGCCAGACGUGGCAAUAGUUGGGCAAGGUGGGGACGGAUUCGAAUUCCAGGAUCCAGAUGAUGAGGACGAUGAUGAAAUUGUAGAUGUUCUUGUACCAUCCGCCCCUGUGUAUAACCUCGCGAGCCUCUCCCUGUCGACCGAAUCAAUAUCCACGCUCAACUCAGACUCCGAAGGCGAGUUCGAGAUGUCUCACGAGAGAUCAGCAGCAGGAAGCUUUGUUUCCAUAGGCUCCGUCGACAGUCACGCAAGCCAGCAUGCAGCAAAUUUUGAUCACGACGCCGCCGCAAGCAUAUACGACUCUUUGGUUGAAGGCCAUGAAUCUGCAAACGUCCAGCUGGAACUCACUUCGCUACGGAUGAGUACCAACGCAUCAGAGCAUCAAGUUCGACGCGCCGUUGUCGUGGCCUUUGUGAAACGCAUGGCCCAGCUGAUCAAAUCGGGCACCAGUGUGAGGGACGCGGUCGCACAAGUGUUUGGACGCCAUAGGGAACUACUUGAGCGAACCAUGUUUGACAAGGGCAACUCAGCCAAAGUUGAUCAGGUGGACUUCAUGGUGCUGUUGCAGGCAGACCUCGCGCAUAAGGAGAGCGGAGAUUCGAUCCUUCUGAAUGCUGCAACCAAGCUCGUUGAGAUGGAUGUGAUAGAGGAGGAAGGCAUGUUGCAGUGGUGGGCCGAUGUGAAGUCCAGCGAAGGGGACGACAUGGUGCGAGUGAGGGGGAAGAGUCAGCAAUUGAUAGACUACCUGAACCAAUCAUCGGAAGAGGAGAGUGAAGAGGAUGACGAAGAGGAUGACGAAGAGGACGAUGGCUCGGAGUAG
This is a messenger RNA of Lindgomyces ingoldianus, 4395 nucleotides long. RefSeq names its product heat shock transcription factor 2. Gene Ontology annotation, cellular component: eukaryotic translation initiation factor 2B complex. The transcript is spliced from 12 exons. Bases 451 to 4395 code for a protein of 1314 amino acids. Gene Ontology annotation, biological process: phosphorelay signal transduction system; biosynthetic process; regulation of DNA-templated transcription. Lineage: Eukaryota; Fungi; Ascomycota; Dothideomycetes; Pleosporales; Lindgomycetaceae. The record is from RefSeq and is a predicted model, not a curated record. Gene Ontology annotation, molecular function: translation initiation factor activity; translation initiation factor binding; guanyl-nucleotide exchange factor activity.